AGAAGCCAAUUGGGAUUUUGGAUUCUGCCAGUGAUGGACCUUAAUGCUUCACCACAGCCCGAAGAAGACGAUGAUCCCUUUCACAAGAGACGUCUUGAAGACCGAACAGAAUCUGCAGUUGAGAUCGCAAGACGGGAGCGUGAAGAGAGAAGGAAAAGAAUUAGACUAGACAGGCCAAGCCGAAUGUCUCAGCCAGUUGUCCGUGAUCAAAACAACCGAGACACCAGAGUUUAUGAUAUAAGCAAGAUCCCUCAAGGUUGGCUAGAUUGUCCAGGUUUUGGUCUGGAAAUAGGAUGUAUUAUUCCUUCAAAGGUUCCCCUUAGUGAGUCUUACAACGAACAUGUUCCGCCUGGCAAGAGAUACUCUUUUAAACAGGUGGUCCGUAACCAGAGAAUAAAUGGAAGAAAGCUUGGUCUAGUGAUUGAUCUAACUAAUACAACGCGUUACUACCAUACACUAGACUUGAAGAAGGAUGGCAUCAAGCAUGUUAAGAUCGCAUGCAGGGGUCGUGAUGCCGUACCAGAUAAUGUUUCUGUGAACACCUUCGUCAACGAGGCUAUUCAGUUCAUCAUGCAUCAAAAACACCCAAAGAAGUAUAUCCUCGUCCACUGUACGCAUGGGCAUAAUCGGACAGGGUUCAUGAUAGUUCAUUAUCUUAUGCGCUCUAACCCAACGAUGAACGUUACACAGGCUUUGAAAAUGUUCUCUGAUGCUCGCCCACCUGGGAUUUAUAAACCGGAUUAUAUUGAUGCCUUAUACACUUUUUAUCACGAAAUAAAGCCUGAGAGUGUUACUUGCCCACCAACUCCUGAAUGGAAGAGGUCUACCGAGCUUGAUCUUAAUGGUGAAGCAGUUCAAGAUGAUGACGAUGAUGAUGAUGCUCCGCCUGGCCCUGUCCAAGUAAAUGUGGAAACCAAUCAGGAGACUGUGAAGAUGUCAAAUGAUGACGUUUUGGGUGAUGAAAUACCCCAUUAUCAGGAGGAAGCUUAUCGGCAAUUCUGUUAUAAGAUGCUUAUGAUGAAGAGUGGGGGAAGAGGAUUUAUGCAAUUCCCAGGCUCACACCCUGUAUCCUUAGACAGGGAGAGCUUACAACUUUUGAGGCAGCGGUACUACUAUGCGACAUGGAAGGCAGAUGGAACACGUUAUAUGAUGCUCUUAACUGUAGAUGGGUGCUAUUUGAUAGAUAGGAGCUUUAAGUUUCGAAGGGUACAGAUGCGUUUCCCCUGUAGGCUCACCAGUGAUGGACAUUCUGAUAAAGUGCAUCAUUACACUCUGCUUGAUGGAGAAAUGGUUAUAGAUAAUUCGACGAAUGAAAAAGGGCAGGCCAGGAGGAGGUACCUCGUAUAUGAUUUGGUCGCAAUCAACGGCGAAUCAUUCGUAGAGCGGACUUUUUGUGAAAGAUGGAACAUGGUCGUGCAUGAGGUGAUCAAAGGCCGUGAGGAAGAUAAGCACAGAAACCAUUGCUACAGAUACGACCUGGAGCCUUUUGGAGUACGGACAAAGGGGUUUUGGUUACUUUCUACUGUUGAGAAGCUUUUGAAAGUUACCAUUCCGUCGCUGUCUCAUGAAUCAGAUGGCCUAAUAUUUCAGGGUUGGGACGAUCCAUACGUGCCUCGGACCCAUAAAGGGCUGCUGAAGUGGAAGUACGCGGAGAUGAACUCAGUAGACUUUCUGUUUGAGAUGGGUGAGGAAGAGGGGAGUCGCGGGAUGCUCUUCUUGCAUGAGAGAGGGAAGAAAACGCUUAUGGAAGGACAUUCGGUUGAGUUUAGAGAUGGCUCGGAUCCGCCAAGUUACAAUGGCAAGAUUGUAGAGUGUUCAUGGGAUAAGGUGAAGCAAGUUUGGGUCAGCAUGCGGAUCAGAGUUGACAAAAACACACCAAAUGAUAUCAACACGGCUCGUAAGGUGAUGAAAAGCAUAGAAGACAACAUCACGGAGGAAGUGUUGCUUCAGGAGAUAAAGGAGAUCAUUCGUCUCCCAAUGUACGCAGACCGAAUUCAAAGCGACCUUCGAGCUGCUGCACGCCGAAGGUGA
Messenger RNA from Thlaspi arvense, 2031 nucleotides. The record is from the annotation of a GenBank genome assembly. Lineage: Eukaryota; Viridiplantae; Streptophyta; Magnoliopsida; Brassicales; Brassicaceae.